AUGACAAGUGCUUGGAUGAAUUGGGAUGAAUGGAAGAAUACCCAAAUCUCUGUCCUUGAAGCUCUAAGAGAACCUAAUGAAGAAAAAGUAAAAGAAGCAUUAAAUCUACUUCUUAUAUGGCAAACUCGUCAAAUACUUCCUGUUCAAAUUGAAGCAACUAUUGGUGUACUAAAUUCUAUGUGUGCAAACGUAGAAAAUCCACAAUUUUUUUCAUCAGUUGCUGGAUUUACUAUUGUUAGGUUUGUUAAUGGAAUGGUUGAUGCACCACAAAAAGCUGGAGGACAACACAGAAGUGUAUAUCAAAUGGCAGUUGAGUUAGGAGUGCCUACUGUGUUAGUUGAAGUAAGACACUCUAUAACACAUGGUACAGUUCCAUCUUCAGAAGAACUAAUAGAAUGUAUUAAAAUCAUAUCAGAAUAUUUAGUAAUUAAUUAUUGGGAACGAGGAAGUCAAGAAAGUUCACGAAUAUGGUUUGAUUCAUUUAUAGAAGCUGUUGGAAGAAGAGAUAGUCAAAGAAUUAUGAAAAGUAUAAAAGAAGGAUCAAGGAAUAUGACAAGUAGUUCAUUAUAUGAAUUGUCAAGUUUAAUUGUUAGAAUUGGGAAAUUACAAGGAGAUGAAAGUAAGUGGUGGAAAAUGAUGGUUACACAAAUAUGUUCAAGAAGAGGAUUUAGUGAUGUUUUAAUUGUUGGAGCAGCAAAAGAAUAUUGUAAAGAAAUUAAACAAAAUACAGAACAAAUUGAAGAAUGGAUUAUUUAUUGUAUUUCUGUAUUAUCAAGUGAAGUAAAUGAAGUAUUAAAUGUGUUUAAAAGUGAAGGAGUAUUAUUUGAAAAUAAAACUCAAAUAUUGUUAAAAAAGAUUCAUGCAAUUAUUAACGGUGAAAUGAAAAAGAUUAUUGGUGGUUUUAUUAUUCAUGAAAAUCUUAAAUUUAAAGAAAUGGAAUGUGAAGAAAUUGAACAAUUUGUUAAUGAAAAAAUUCAAAUAAAUGAAUGUGAAAUUGGUCAAUGGAAAAAACUUGGUGAACUUCCUCAAUUUUUUGUUUCGACAGAAAAUUUAAUAAUUGAUCCAUCUAUUUCAUUAAUGAUUGCAAAUUGA
Molecule: messenger RNA, 1092 nt
Organism: Entamoeba histolytica HM-1:IMSS
Lineage: Eukaryota; Evosea; Mastigamoebida; Endamoebidae
Exons: 1
Coding region: 1-1092 (363 amino acids)
Biological process (GO): maturation of LSU-rRNA; maturation of 5.8S rRNA
Cellular component (GO): preribosome, large subunit precursor; Las1 complex
Molecular function (GO): endonuclease activity
Source: RefSeq, a predicted model, not a curated record